Messenger RNA from Mytilus californianus (California mussel), 2245 nucleotides. RefSeq lists its product as uncharacterized. Gene Ontology annotation, molecular function: nucleic acid binding. The transcript has 2 exons. The coding region runs from base 69 to 1610 and encodes 513 amino acids. The record is from RefSeq and is a predicted model, not a curated record. NCBI's taxonomy places the organism in Eukaryota, Metazoa, Mollusca, Bivalvia, Mytilida, Mytilidae. Gene Ontology annotation, biological process: DNA integration.
GAUGUAUAUGGCGUAAGACUCCAACCAACGACAGAGCUCCAUUGACCAGUAUCAGAACUACUCAACCCAUGGAGAUAGUCUGUAUGGACUUUCUGAAGUUAGAAGUUUCCAAGGGCGGAUACCAGUACGUAUUGGUGAUUACAGAUCAUUUUACCCGAUACGCACAGGCCAUUCCAACGAAAAACAUGACAGCCCGAACCACUGCUGAAGCUUUCUUCAAGAACUACGUGGUACAUUAUGGACUUCCAGAAAGAAUACACAGCGACCAAGGUGCUAACUUUGAGAGCCGUCUAGUCAAAGAGUUAUGUGAUAUUACCGGCAUCAAGAAGUCACGGACAACGCCAUAUCACCCACAAGGCAACGGACAAUGCGAAAGAUUCAACAGGACACUCAUCAACAUGCUUGGAACUCUUGAGAAAGAUAAGAAAACAGACUGGAAGUCUUACAUUGGUCCUAUUGUCCAUGCCUACAACUCGACCAAGCAUGACACUACAGGCUUCACACCGUUCCAGCUGAUGUUUGGUCGACAGCCGAAGCUACCAGUAGAUUUAGCUUUUGGGAUUGACAGUGAUAGAGAACCGAAAAUUAUGACGAAGUAUGUUGAAGAUCUGAGACAGAAAUUAAAGAAAUCUUACCAACUUGCAUCAUCAGCUGCAGAAAAAUCACAGGGUAAACAGAAGCAAGCUUAUGACAUCAGAGUUAAAGGAGCCAUUUUACAUAAAGAUGAUCGAGUACUUGUGAAGAUUCUUGCCUUCGAUGGAACCCACAAGUUACAGGAUAAAUGGGAAGAAGAUCCAUAUGUAAUCCUCGAUCAGCCCAAUACAGAACUACCUGUCUAUGUAGUUAGGAAAGAGAAUGGUCAUGGAAGAAAACGAACGCUUCAUAGGAACCAUCUACUACCCAUUGGAAGCAUCAACGAGGAACUUGUGGAAGAGAACACAACUCACCAAAUGCCAGUUCCUUUGCCAAGAAGAAGUAAAAGAAAACCAGCAUCACCAAAGAAGAAAACUGCUCCAGUAGAAGUUUCAACAGACUCCAACACAGAGAGUGAGGAUGAAUCAAUGGUGUAUGUCGUGGUUGAAGAGCCUCCGCAAGAUGUUCAACAAGAUAUUCAGCCGGAUGGCGUUAUCCAAGCAGAUGAUGAAACAGCAUCGGUUGAGGAGGAGGCUACUGUUCCUGGUAACGCUGAUGACGAUCAGGACCGCACCGAGGAGCAAUCUGAAUUAGAGGAGGACGCUUCUUUGCCUGAGGAAUCAGGAGGUUCAGAGCACGAAACAUCACUAGAAGAUCAAGUACAUGAUUUGGCAACAGAUGCUUUACAUGAUGUAACAGAUGAUGAUAGCACGGAAUAUGAGAACAUUGAUGAUGAAGAAGAAAAAGAUGAUGACACACCAGAACCACAACAAAGACGAUCUACCAGAACCAAGACAUCAACAGCUACAACCAAGUACAAGGAUUUUGUUGUACCACCAGUCUCCAAGAGUGCACAACCGGAAUGGAUGGUUCGUGCUGACUACCUUAGGACUGCAGCAUCCUCUGGAAUGUUUAUCAACAUGGCUGAUGACGUUUCCAGAGCGAUGUUGAAGCUGAUCACCAAGACAGACGAUUAGAUGAUAUAUUGUAUUUCAGUUUUGUCCAGUAUUAGACGAGGACGUCUUUUCCUCACACAGGGGGAAGAUCAUUGUUGUAUAUUUUUGUUUAUUGUCACCAUGAUUUCAGUUAUGUCUUGGAAGACAUUCUCGCAGCAGGGGGAGAAUGUGACAGAGUAUAUUUUUACAUAUUUCAUUUAUUAGUAUUUUACAUUUUAUUACAUGCCAGAUAUUAUACUUUAUUCAUUCACUCUGAUCAUUUGAUCUUUUGAUUUAUAGUUUAUUAUCUCUUUACACUAUAAAUUGUAUGAAAGUUCUAGUCAGUCAUACUUCAUUGAGCAAAAUUUUAAUUGUAUCUACCCGUCCAACUCAUUAGUAAAUUAAUUGUCACACCUUGUUUAUCUUUAUGGUCAGUUCUUAUUGGUCAUUCUGGACACACCUCAGAUUUUGGAAAAGAAGUAAUGGUGGUUAAUUCUUGAAAAUUGGAGACAUACAUAUUUAAUAUUUACUUCUUAUUUAAACCAUAUAUAGUGAUGAAACUUAUAUAGAGACAUUCUAUUUAGUGCUCGUUAGUACUCACUGAAGUUUCCAUACUUUGGAAUCACUGUAGUUAUUGGAAAUUACAUUCUUUAUAUCUGGACACAUAGAUUAUGAUG